GGCCCAUCGCUCUCUCUCUCUCUCUCUCUCUCUCUUAAUUGUUCUUCUCCCGGACUAGUUCGUUUCUACUAGUUACUUCAUCUCUUCAAUCGCCUCCAACAGAAGACAGGACCACUACCUCUCUCUCAAUAGUUUAUUCAUUUGUGUUAAUUAAAGCGUUCCCACGCUUACUGGUCCAAAUUCCAAUUCCCAAUCAAUCCUUCACUCACUCUCUCUUUCUCUCUCUAGAGACUAUGGAGAGAGACUAUGCAGAAAUAAGCCAAUGGCAAUAACAGAGACUACAGCAACGAUGGUCAUUUCUUUCAUUUCCCUUUCGGUUUCUGUCCUCUAGUAUAUAUCUUCCUGGUUGGCCGAUCCUCAAAUAGAUUUAAGAUUAGGCUUUAGAGCUGUUACAGCUCUGCAGAUAGUAAUGAAGAUCCAGUGCGACGUUUGCAACAGAGAGGAGGCCUCUAUCUUCUGCUCCGCCGACGAAGCUGCUCUCUGUCAUGGCUGCGACCACCGUGUCCACUACGCUAACAAGCUCGCCGGCAAGCACCACCGCUUUCCCCUUCUCCAUCCUUCUUCCAAAGACGCCCCUCGUUGCGACAUCUGCCAGGAGAGACGUGGUUUUCUCUUCUGCCGUGAGGACAGAGCAAUUCUCUGCAGAGACUGCGACCUUCCCAUUCACACGGCCAAUGAAUACACCACCAAGCACCAAAGGUUCAUCCUUACCGGCGUUAAGCUCUCUUCCUUCCCUUCCUCCUCACCCACCACCACUACGGCCUGCUUAUCGUCGAAUGGGAGCUGUGAUGCCACCGCUUCUGCUAAAAUGAAUCCUUCCCAAUCCCAGCUGCCCAUGAAGAAGAAGAAACCCAACUCUGUUUCUGAUCCGGUGCCAUUAAUUGCCCAAAAUAAUACUUCCGAAGUCGUCGAAGAUGUUUCUGAAAGCCAAGGAGGUUCUAUCAGUAGCAUAUCGGAGUACUUGAUCGAGACGUUGCCGGGUUGGCAGGUCGACGAUCUUCUUGACUCCUCUGCUCCUUUUGGUUUCUCUAAGACUGAUUUCCCGCAGCCGUUUCAUCUCGAAAGCAACCUGAGCUUCUCUUCUGAAGAAUUUGGGAUCUGGGUACCUGAAGUUCCCCAAGCCCCUCGUGCUUCCAGCUACAGCAACAUCGGUUUGUACAACGGUUUCAAGGUGUCGAAUCAGACGGGCAAUCUCACUCUCAUGGAUAACAAGAGGAGGAAGGAAGAUGCUUUAACAGUUCCUCAAAUCAGGCCUCCAUAGUCCAUCCUGAUCGAAGCUAUUUUUGGUAAAUUUCAAAUCCCAGUUGAAGUGUCUCUUUUUUUCUCUUUUUCUUUUUUGUCCUCCUGAAUAACCAUCUGUGUGCUCCAAUCAAAUCUGUUUGGGACUUGGGUUUGUUUCGUUACUUUCCUGUGACCUCGCCGAUCGACCUUGUAGAUAUUAAUUCCUCCGACCAAUCGUUUCAUUUUUGUUCAUCUUUGUGAGUCAAUCAUCAUCAGAUGUGAUGGAAAGAAAGAGAUCUUUUGUCUGAACUUAAUCCGACGAGAAAAAACCAA
This is a messenger RNA of Macadamia integrifolia, 1554 nucleotides long. RefSeq names its product B-box zinc finger protein 20-like. NCBI's taxonomy places the organism in Eukaryota, Viridiplantae, Streptophyta, Magnoliopsida, Proteales, Proteaceae. Gene Ontology annotation, cellular component: nucleus. Gene Ontology annotation, biological process: regulation of DNA-templated transcription; photomorphogenesis. The record is from RefSeq and is a predicted model, not a curated record. Gene Ontology annotation, molecular function: zinc ion binding. The transcript has 3 exons. The coding region runs from base 410 to 1261 and encodes 283 amino acids.